This is a messenger RNA of Talaromyces amestolkiae, 1053 nucleotides long. RefSeq lists its product as uncharacterized. The transcript has 3 exons. NCBI's taxonomy places the organism in Eukaryota, Fungi, Ascomycota, Eurotiomycetes, Eurotiales, Trichocomaceae. The coding region runs from base 1 to 1053 and encodes 350 amino acids. Gene Ontology annotation, molecular function: zinc ion binding; oxidoreductase activity. The record is from RefSeq and is a predicted model, not a curated record.
AUGUCUAUUCCUGAACUUCAGUGGGCGCAAGUGGCCGAAAAGAUCGGAGGUCCGCUUGUAUACAAACAAAUCCCCGUUCCCAAGCCGGGCCCCGAUCAGAUAUUAGUAAAGAUCCGCUAUUCUGGGGUUUGUCAUACCGAUCUGCACGCCAUGAUGGGCCACUGGCCCAUUCCCGUCAAGAUGCCUCUGGUCGGCGGACACGAAGGCGCCGGAGUGGUCGUGGCAAAGGGCGCCCUCGUCCACGAAUUCGACAUUGGUGACCACGCCGGUGUCAAGUGGCUCAAUGGGUCGUGCUCGAAUUGCGAAUUCUGCAGACAAGCUGAUGACCCUCUAUGCGCCCAUGCACAGCUUUCAGGGUAUACUGUAGACGGCACUUUCCAACAGUAUACACUUGCCAAGGCUUCUCAUGCGUCGAAAAUUCCAAAAGAUGUUCCUCUAGAUGCCGUGGCGCCAGUGCUUUGCGCUGGUAUCACAGUUUAUAAGGGGUUGAAGGAAUCUGGAGUUCGGCCUGGGCAAACUGUGGCCAUUGUUGGGGCUGGUGGUGGCCUGGGGUCCCUUGCCCAGCAAUAUGCGAAAGCGAUGGGGAUCAGAGUAGUGGCUGUGGAUGGGGGUGAUGAGAAAAGGGUUAUGUGUGAGCAGCUCGGCACUGAGACCUAUGUAGACUUUACCAAGUCCAAAGACUUGGUAGCCGACGUCAAAGCAGCGACCCCUGACGGUCUGGGAGCUCACGCAGUUAUUCUACUAGCAGUCUCAGAAAAGCCUUUCCAACAGGCCACCGAAUAUGUUCGCUCCCGCGGAACAAUCAUUGCCAUUGGAUUGCCCCCCGAUGCAUAUCUCAAAGCUCCUGUUCUGAACACCGUUCUUCGCAUGAUUAGUAUCAAGGGAAGUUACGUUGGGAACCGACAGGAUGGCGUGGAAGCUCUAGACUUUUUUGCUCGAGGCUUGAUCAAAGCCCCGUUCAAGGUGGCUCCCUUGAAGGAUCUCGCGAGUAUUUUUGAACUUAUGGAAAAGGGACAGAUCGCUGGACGCUACGUGCUCGAGAUGCCGGAGUAA